This is a messenger RNA of Limulus polyphemus (Atlantic horseshoe crab), 1923 nucleotides long. RefSeq lists its product as uncharacterized. Bases 1 to 864 code for a protein of 287 amino acids. The record is from RefSeq and is a predicted model, not a curated record. The transcript has 8 exons. NCBI's taxonomy places the organism in Eukaryota, Metazoa, Arthropoda, Merostomata, Xiphosura, Limulidae.
AUGCUCCCAAAAGACCUGCUUGUUAAGCCUCUACUGAGGAAGUCCUAUUCACUGCCUUCUCGUGGCGGAGGUGUUUUUACUGAAGUGAAAGGGCCCUUAAAAGAGGGCGCUUUGGAUACAUUUGUGAGAUUGUUGAAUACACCUGGUGUCGUGGCGCUUCUGGCAGCACGUGCUCUGUCUCUUCUGGCGGAUACACCAGAGGCUCAGACACUUAUCACAAAGAGCAGUCCUUCAGUUCUUUCGAGACUGUUUAUGACCUUUAGGAUGAAAGACAAUGAGAUGCAGAAAAUAAUCCUGACAACUUUAGAAACGUUAUCUUUCAGUAGCGAAGAGCUGAGGCAUCGUAUUAUUCAGGAAGAACAGGGAGCUGGCAGACCGAUUCUAUCCUUACUAAAACCAGGAUGUGAGCAGAACGACCAAAUACUCCUAAAUGCUGUUAAUUUAGUUGGUAAUCUUGCUAUAAGUGCUUCGGAUCAAGGUAUACUCCAACCGUACUUGACUGGCCUGGUUAGACUGUUAGAAAACCCCGUUGAGGAUCGAGUUGAACUUCUUAUUUCAAUAGCUCGUGGGCUUGCCAACUUCGCAGACUUCGAAAUCAACUCACUUGUUCUGACUAACCAACUUCCUACUAUUAUUGACAACCUCACGAGGCCGGAAGUUGAACUACUCAAGCUACACACCUGCCGUCUAGUGACGAACUUAUUAACUUACGAAACGUCAUAUACAUCUGAAAUGUUAAUCAUGCAUGGCGGUGUUUUGUACCUGCAGACGUUAUUUUUGUUGCCUAACAUGAGAGAUUUAGUCAACAAUUGUAUUAUACGAACGGCACCCCGCUUGAGUCAACACCGUACUGACAAAGCUUAGUAUGUGUGUACGAGCUUAGAUCACUGUUGUUACUGGUUGAAAGUCAACAUUUGGUUUAAUUAAGGAACAAAAGAAAAGGAGAAACAGGUGAUAAUGAAGGUACAUUGUAGUUAAAAAACUUAUUCAAGCGGAGUUUUUUGUAAUUAAUUUUUUGAUGUAAAAGAUAAAGAAAUAAUAUGUGGAGUAAACUCGUAAUGAUGAUUAACCUAGCAUGUUUAAUAAAGAUGGAAAUAAAUAAAUAAAUCGUACAUAUAUUAUAUAAAUAUAAGAAAACUCGAAUUCUCUCUUUUUCUUACCAAACCGUUAUAUUUUAUCAAACUCUUCUGCUAUUUAACCGGUUUCAUAGCAUCACAGGUUACUGUUCAGUAUAAAAACUAUAAAAACCAGAAUACAACUAAAAGUAACACUUUUUGUUUUUUGAAAAUUAAUACAAUUAAGUUUAAAAUUUAUAUAAAACUUAUGAAAUCUCAUAUACGUCUGAACUGUACCUUAAGUAUACUGUGGAUAACUCCAAAGAAACAUUAAAGUUAUUCAGGACUAUGUAAGUAAUACAUUUUUCAGCAAUAAUAUCUGUAGCCUGUGAAUUUUAUGUAUUGUAUUAUAGAAAUUUUACCGUUAAUGUUAAAAAUAUUUUAAUAUUAAUUAAAUUUUAACCUCAAACUUUAGUAAUAAGAUAUUUUAUUUUCUAGCCUGAGUUUUUUAAUUAAAAAUACAAAAUUAUAUGUUUGAUGAAAGUUUAAACUUAAAUUUAUUAUUUUUCAAAAAGAUGUUUAGAUUUUUCAGGUUUUAAUAGUUUUUAUAUCGGAGAGCAAGAAACCUACGAUGCUACGAAAUCGGUUAAAUAAAGAACGGUUUGGUAAAUAAAUGAUCAAUUCGCGUUUUGUUAUACAUAUUCAUCUUUAAGUGUAUAUCUAUCUAUCUAUAUAUAUGUAUAUGAAUCACUUUUAUAAAGUAUGUUUGAAAAUAUCCGAGUAAUACGUGUCACGUGAUAUUUAAACCAACUGUAAUUGGAAGAUAACGAGACACUGCUUAUUGGCUCCUUGAACAAAAUAAACGAAA